GUUUUUUCAAAACAUCGAUACAUCGAUGUCAACAUCGAUGUUUUUCCCAUCUCUAGUGCCGCAUUGGGAAAUGUCAUUUAGGUUCUAAAAACGUAAACAUCGUCCAGCACGUUCAUUGAUAUUUAUUUUUUUGUAAUAAAAAUUAAUAUUUCACUAAUAGUUUUAUAUUAAUCGAAGUAAACAUGGUUACCCAGGAUCAAAUAAAGUCUAUAGGAGCUGUUUUGAAUAGUAAAGAUAGACCACUUAAGGAGCGUUUUCGUGCUUUAUUUACAUUGAAGAAUCUUGGUGGCGCCGAAGCUAUUGAAGAAAUCAGCCGGGGUUUCGCGGAUGACUCAGCAUUGCUAAAGCACGAAUUGGCCUACUGCCUGGGACAAAUGCAGGACAGGAAAGCUAUAAAUGUCUUGACUAAUGUUCUUGCUGAUACGACGCAGGAGCCAAUGGUUCGCCACGAAGCCGGUGAAGCACUUGGCGCCAUCGGUGUACCUGAUGUCAUACCGAUAUUAGAACAGUACAAAGAGGAUCCUAUAGUGGAAGUCGCAGAGACAUGUUCAAUUGCGCUCGAUCGUGUGCGCUGGAUACAAAGUGGUCAACAAGUAGAUGAUAAUAAUCCCUAUGCAUCAGUUGAUCCCUCACCUCCAGCGGCUGGCAUGAAAACAGUAAAUGAAUUGAAAGCAAUUUACUUAAAUCCAAAGAAGAGUUUAUUUGAACGUUAUCGCGCUAUGUUCAGUCUUCGUAACCUGCGAACCACUGAAAGUGUUUUAGCCAUUGCCGAGGGCUUGAAAGAUUCCUCGGCGUUAUUUCGACAUGAGGUAGCAUUUGUAUUAGGCCAAAUACAAGAGCCAAGUAGUAUUCCAUACCUGAAAAAUAAUUUAGAAGAUCAAAACGAGAAUGAAAUGGUACGUCAUGAGUGUGCUGAGGCUUUAGGUGCAAUCGCUACAGAGGAAUGUAUUGCUAUAUUAAACCGUUAUGCGGAGGAUGAUCAACGCGUCGUGAAAGAGAGCUGUGAGAUCGCUUUGGAUAUGUGCGAGUAUGAGAAUAGCCCCGAGUUUCAAUAUGCCGAUGGUUUGAACAAAAUUUGCUCAUAG
Molecule: messenger RNA, 1085 nt
Organism: Rhagoletis pomonella (apple maggot)
Lineage: Eukaryota; Metazoa; Arthropoda; Insecta; Diptera; Tephritidae
Product: deoxyhypusine hydroxylase-like
Exons: 1
Coding region: 183-1085 (300 amino acids)
Biological process (GO): peptidyl-hypusine biosynthetic process
Molecular function (GO): deoxyhypusine monooxygenase activity
Source: RefSeq, a predicted model, not a curated record